AUGAAACACGUGUUCCAGUGCUACUUUUCAGUAUUGAAACGAGUGCCGAAUGUAGCAUUGUUAGAACCUGUGCUCGAGGGCCUGAGCAAGUUUGCUCACCUUCUAGGUGUUGAAUUUUUUGAGGACAUUGUGCUUACGAUGGAAGGUUUGGUUGAUAAAGAGAACUUACGCUUGCUCGAUCGCUUAUACUGCAUUAACACAGUUUUUGUGAUUUUGUCGGGUGAAGGACAACUUUUGAACGUUGAUCCCUCUAGAUUUUAUCGAUCAGUCUAUCGUCUUAUAAAUCAGUUGCCGUUUGAGAAAAGACCAGAAGCGAGGCAAAAACAAAUCACUAUGAUGGCGAAAGCGCUUGACUUGAUGAUCAAUGAAAGAAGGAAACAGCUACCGUUAUCCAGAGUUGCAGCAUUUGUGAAAAGGCUGUUGGGUGUUGCGACAGUUCUAGAUGACAUUUCAGCCCUAUGUCUGGUCGCCUUGGUUCGGAGCUUCUUCAUCGCCCAUUCAAAACUGGUCCAAUUAGUGGAAGAGGACGAUGCGGAAGGAGGAGCCGUUGGAGUUUUUCGAGCCGAUAUCGAUGAUCCUGACGUUUCAAAUGCACUUGGUAGCAGUGUACGACCGGAGCUGAAGAUGUUGACUCGAGUACGGGAAAAAGCCAUCAGAAGUUUCAAUUCAUAA
Messenger RNA from Cylicostephanus goldi, 672 nucleotides. The record is from the annotation of a GenBank genome assembly. NCBI's taxonomy places the organism in Eukaryota, Metazoa, Nematoda, Chromadorea, Rhabditida, Strongylidae.